Molecule: messenger RNA, 942 nt
Organism: Equus caballus (horse)
Lineage: Eukaryota; Metazoa; Chordata; Mammalia; Perissodactyla; Equidae
Source: RefSeq, a predicted model, not a curated record
AUGCGCCUCGCGAACGCUAGGGGGCGCCACUUCCGGGAGCCGGGGCUCGGCUUCCGGGCGUUCGCGCGCAGAGUUCAGCAUGGAGGAGCGAACGGAGACUUCCGCUUCCGGCCUCCCCAGGCGCUAAGCUGGUGCCGACGCAGUCCUGAGCGCACAGCCGCGGAACAAAGAGUGACGUCCAGAGCCAGCGUCAUGGCGGCGACCGAGCCGAGCUUGGCGGCCCCUGGGAGCCCCGCGCCGCUGCCGGAGAAAGAGGAAGGAGCCGGCCUGAGCUCAAGCCCGGAGCGUAACUCUGCGGGCUCCUCGUCGACCCCUGAGGCCACACCGCCUGCCCUCGAGCCCCCCAGCCCUAACGCCGCGGUCCCCGAAGCGGUUCCUACGCCUCCCGCGGCGGCCCCCGCGGCCCUGGGCUCCGCGCCGCCUGCCGAAGCCGCUCCGCGCUCCCCCGCAGGCCCCGGCGGCUCCCGGCCCGGCCCGGAGACGUUCCGCCAGCGUUUCCGGCAGUUCCGCUACCAGGAUGCGGCAGGCCCGCGGGAGGCAUUCCGACAGCUGCGGGAGCUCUCCCGCCAGUGGCUGCGGCCCGACAUUCGCACGAAGGAGCAGAUCGUGGAGAUGCUGGUGCAGGAGCAGCUGCUCGCCAUCCUGCCCGAGGCGGCGCGGGCCCGGCGGCUUCGCCGCCGCACCGAUGUGCGCAUCACCGGCUGAGCGGCGGAGCUGCGGGCGGCCCGGGCGCUCUCCGGUCUGGAGCCAUGAUUGGGCCCCGGGGCUUGAGCCGGGCUCACUACUCCGCGUCAAUGAAAAACGAGUUUUGGCAGUUCCUGUAGUCUGGUGUGUCCCUUCCGUUCGUCCUUGGUUUAUUUUCCCCGAGAAAUCGACCUCCUUUCUGCCUGGUGGCGAAACCGAGUUGGGAGCCCGUGAGAAUAAAGCCUUUGUUUCCUAUUC